AUGAUGCAUUUAGAUAAUCGUAUUUCAUCAUCAUCGUUAUGUAGUAUUAAUCGACCAGGAUUCGGUCAAUUAGAACGUGUACAAUUAACAUCGUACUCAAUAAAUGUUCAAUUUAAAAAUCUAUUUUCUAAUUUACCAUGUACAUCAAUACAUAUCGAAGCUGUAAUAACAAACAUUCAUACAAAUAAACUUGAAGAAAAAAUUGAAAAUAUUCAAACAAAUACAGUUCAUUUCGAUCAAUUAUUUCCUAAUGAAAACUAUUCAAUAAUAAUCAAAAUAUCUGAUGAAAAAAAUUCUCGUCUUUUACCAACACAUAUUUUUCAAACACUUCAAUCAUCAGAUCGAAAUACUGUCAUUAUAACAAAUGAAGAUCUUUUAGUAGUUGAACAAAUUGAAUCAUUUAUUCUUCCACAUACACAUCUUUAUAUUGUGACAUUACCAUCUCAAACACGUCGAGCAACUAUUCUGGGAAAUAUAUCUCUUUCAUAUACUAUCAAUCAAAAACAAUAUGAAUCCUAUCAUAUUGUCAAACCAUUAGAUAAUAAUAUUAUUUCUCGUAUUGGUCGAAUAACAGCAAAAACAAUUGUAUUUUCUCUUGAAUUACCAAAUGAAAAUACGAGUUUUAUUGAAUAUACAAGUACGAUUCAAUUAUUCUUUUCCAAUGAUCAAAGGCAAUCAAUAGUUGAUUAUCCUGUUAUUGUCAAAUAUCCUCAACAAAUACUUGUAGAUUUUCUACCAAUAUCUACACGAUCAAUACGUGCAGUUAUACAUCAUUUAUGUUUAUCUUAUAUUGAGGUCAAAGCAAUUGUUUAUAAUAAUUUAAAAAUUAUAUCUCGUGGUCAAUGUGAUAUAAAUAAAAAAGAAAAUUCUUUACUUGAUAUAACAAAUGGGCAAUGUUCAAUUUUAUUUGAUAAACUUCAACCUGAAGAAAAUUAUUUAUUAUCAAUACGUGCUACAUGUCCAAUAACAACAUCAUCAUCAUCCUAUGUUUUUUAUGAUCGUACUCGAGUUUUUCCAUUUCAAACAACAAGUGGAUUACCAGAUGAUCUACCAGUUAUUUUAACAUUUUUUAAUCAAAAUAGAACAUUAUCAUGGGCAAAUCCAUCAACUAAUAUGUCGUAUCUUGGUCCUGAUUAUUAUUAUGAAUUAUUUACAAAGUAAAUUAAAUUUCUAAGAAUAGAAAAAUCUAUUUUUGUGUAGCUCAAUUGAUUCCUAUAUAUAUAUAGAAGUUUCGAAUUAGUUAUUUCCGUUUUGUAAUAAUUAAUUUCAAUAGAAGAAUGACUGUACUUUAAGGGGAUUGUUGACCUUAGCGUGGGGAAAACUCAAGAGUGCCUAUAGAAAUAGUUUUUGUGUGUAAGUUUGAUUCUAUGACAGGAAAUAAUGUGUAUAUGUAAUUAAAAAAGAAAUAAAUGCGCUAGUAUGGAUACAGAAAGUCCAUCAAUAUGAUGGAUAUAAACAACCGUUAGUGAUAUUGGAAUGUGAAAUAUGAUGGAAUUACAUUUGUUACCAAUAAUGAGGCUUGAUGUAUUGUCAAUGUAUAUUCUCUAAUGCCAAAUAAGUU
Adineta steineri is the source of this 1561-nucleotide messenger RNA. NCBI's taxonomy places the organism in Eukaryota, Metazoa, Rotifera, Eurotatoria, Adinetida, Adinetidae. The record is from the annotation of a GenBank genome assembly.